UUGAACACUUGAUAUUCAAGUUUUAUCUUUGAGAUCCUCUUUCCCCUUUUGUUUAAUCCCUUAUAGUUGACCUCUCCACUUUGAUUGAAGAGGAAAUUAUGGCAGAAAUAGGAGACAAGUCAGUUGAAAUUCAAUUGGGUUGUGGUCUAGUAGCGGCAAUUUUUCAACGUGGAAAUUGUAAGUCAAUAAAACAACCAGUGUCACAAAUUUCCCAAAAGAAAUUAGCCAAGCCUCAACCAAAACCAUCCUCAAUCACUUCGAGGAAUUCGAUUUCACAAGAUCGGAAACAUGUUAGGAGAUCAACAUCCGAUGGUACACGAAGCAGCUCGAAGACUAACCAAUCGUCUAAUUCUUCGAGCACGAAGAAAAUGUCACAAGUUGUCAACUUGGUGCCCCAUACUCAAAAUCUUCGGAGGCAACCAACAUUCCCGUCGAGUGAUUUGAGCGCGACUGUCAUUAGUCACCAGAAAUCCAUUGCAAAUGGAACGUUGCAUCGUGCUGGAUGUUCCAGCACGGGCAACAUUAUGUUAUUAGGCCAGUUAGGGAAUUUGAAGCAGCAAAAAAGAAUCCAAAAUGUCUCAAUUGAUCAAAAGUCUAUCCUACAGAAAGGCAGAGUCUUGAUGGGGAACAUAGUAAACAAAUUGGAUCCUGAUGUACUCAAGUCCAUAGGAAAUGAGCAUUACAAGCAUGGAAGAUUUGAACAAGCAAUGGCUUUGUAUAAUCAAGCAAUCGCGAUCAAUCCGAAAAAUGCUUGUUAUUUCAGCAACAAAAGUGCAGCAUUGUUGAGUUUAAACCGUCUGAUUGAAGCAGUGAUAGAAUGUAGAGAGGCCAUUCGACUAGACCCUUUCUAUCACAACGCGCAGUAUCGCCUUGCAAGACUAUAUCUCAGAUUAGGAGAAGCAGAGAAAGCAUUGAAUCAUUACGAAAAAUCAGGACCAAAAGUUGACAGAAGGGAUAUUUCUGAGGCUCAAGAUCUUAAAAGAAUCAUCUGCAAUUGUAUAGAAGCUCAUAGGAUGAACAAUUACAUCACAUUACUUAAUGUGAGCAAAAAUGCAUUGUCAUCUGGUGCAGAUUCAGCUCCACAGAUCUUUGCAAUGAGAGCUGAAGCAUUGAUGAAAUUAUAUAGACAUGAGGAGGCAUACACCAUCAUUCAGAAGGGACCUAAUUUCACAACUGAGCUUUGUACUCGCCUUUUCGGAUCAGCUAAAACAGCUUAUUUACUAAUAAUUCGGGCACAAAUUUACACGUUAGUAGGCAGGUUCGACUAUGGAAUAGCUUUAGCUCAUGAGGCUGCCAAAUUAGAUCUCAGCAACGAGAUAAUCGCAAUAUUAAGAAGAAUUAAAGGGUUGGCAACAGCUCGGGUAAAGGGUAACGAGCUUUUUAAGGGAUCGAAAUACACAGAGGCUUGUUCUAUGUAUACAGAAGGACUAGAACAGGAUCCAUUCAAUUCUGUUCUGUUAUUUAACAGAGCAGCUUGUCGAUUCAAGCUAAGACAAUUCGAGAAAGCAGUGGAGGAUUGCACUGCAGCUCUUGUGUUACGUCCUUCGUAUACUAAGGCUAGAUUUCGAAGAGCUGAUUGCUACGUGAAGUUGGAAAGAUGGGAGGCUGCAAUUCAAGAAUUUGAAAUGUUGUUACAAGAAAAACAAGGGGAUGAGGAAGUAAAGAGAGCAUUGAUUGAUGCAAAGAUUCAAUUAGAAAGGGAGAGGGAUGAGGAUCAAAAGCAAAGAAAGCUAUGCAAUAGAUCAUCCAACCUAGUGUUAGUCACUAGCAAUUAAUUUUGUUUUAAUAUUUUGCUUGUUUAUGAAGAAGAUUGAUUUGGUUACUUCAUGUUUAGUAGAUGAAUUGUGCAAUGUAUAUAGCUUCAAGUCAAUGUACCAGUAAAAGAUAUCUUCAAGUAAUCAUUACUAGUAAAUCAUAUAAUACACAAGGAAGAGUUUGUUGGAGUCUCGCCUCGUUUGUGGCAUGGGAAUUUGAUCUCCUCAUUGGAUCUUGGACAAUCACAUCCUCGUAAGCUAGUUUUAAGAGUUGAG
Molecule: messenger RNA, 2030 nt
Organism: Solanum dulcamara
Lineage: Eukaryota; Viridiplantae; Streptophyta; Magnoliopsida; Solanales; Solanaceae
Product: inactive TPR repeat-containing thioredoxin TTL3-like
Exons: 4
Coding region: 99-1775 (558 amino acids)
Cellular component (GO): cytoplasm
Molecular function (GO): protein binding
Source: RefSeq, a predicted model, not a curated record